AAAACGCACACCCACACACAGCGGUGAGUCUCCUCCUCCGUCAACUCUGCUGCCUGCUUCCUGCACUAUGUGCCCAUAGACCGAACCAAUUAUACGCUUCCAGAUUGUUGGCAGAGGGACAGACUGACAUUGGAUAAAAGGUCUGAAGGAGAGGGGACAUGUCUCUGACCAGAAGUGCAUUCCUAGCACGCAGGGCUUUUUCUGCGGCCGCAGGUGGUCAUGAGGGCGGAGCAAAUACCUGGAAGAUCUUGUCCUUUGUGGUGGCUCUACCCGGAGUGGCGGUCUGCAUGGCGAACGUCUGGAUGAAGAUGCAGCGUCACUCGCACGACCAACCAGAGUUCACCCCUUACCCACACCUGCGCAUCCGAACCAAGCCUUUCCCCUGGGGUGAUGGCAACCACUCACUCUUCCACAAUGCCCACACCAACCCACUCCCCACUGGUUACGAGGGCGAACACCACUGAUCAGCAUUCCGCCGUCCUGCAUUCCCGUGCUUUGCCUCGUGUUUACACACGAUCACCGACACUGGACCUGAGAUUGGAGGGCAGUGUCCCUGUAAAAUAAAAUAUCUUACAAAA
Molecule: messenger RNA, 578 nt
Organism: Conger conger (European conger)
Lineage: Eukaryota; Metazoa; Chordata; Actinopteri; Anguilliformes; Congridae
Product: cytochrome c oxidase subunit 6A, mitochondrial
Exons: 4
Coding region: 159-464 (101 amino acids)
Biological process (GO): mitochondrial electron transport, cytochrome c to oxygen
Cellular component (GO): mitochondrial inner membrane
Molecular function (GO): enzyme regulator activity
Source: RefSeq, a predicted model, not a curated record